Ustilaginoidea virens is the source of this 1755-nucleotide messenger RNA. RefSeq lists its product as uncharacterized. Gene Ontology annotation, molecular function: ubiquitin-ubiquitin ligase activity; peptidyl-prolyl cis-trans isomerase activity. The transcript is spliced from 3 exons. Gene Ontology annotation, biological process: protein folding; protein peptidyl-prolyl isomerization; protein polyubiquitination. Gene Ontology annotation, cellular component: catalytic step 2 spliceosome. Bases 1 to 1755 code for a protein of 584 amino acids. Lineage: Eukaryota; Fungi; Ascomycota; Sordariomycetes; Hypocreales; Clavicipitaceae. The record is from RefSeq and is a predicted model, not a curated record.
AUGGGCAAGGGAACUGACAAGCUCUAUAUCACGCACUCGGAAUGGUCGUCUUCAGAUGCCUAUUCCGCAAGCACGGGUGCCCAUGCAUCCGCACGUCACGCCUCCGACGGGACGGCUUUCCGCCGACUACCCUUCAACUUUUGUGCAGCCAGCCUUCAGCCUUUCAAGAACCCAGUCUGCACACCCGAUGGUGUCAUUUUCGACGUGGAAGUCAUUGGCGCAUGGCUGGACAAGCAUCCGAAUCAAAACCCUGUCAAUGGCGAGCCGUUGAACAAGAAGGAUCUGCUGCGAUUGAAUUUCACGCGAAACUCCAACUCUGACUCGCUCGGCGCUGGUCUUGGCGACGGCAGGGGCGACUUUAUCGACCCCGUCACCUACAAGAUCCUCACCGACAACACACACGUAGUGGCCAUUCGUCAUGGGACCUAUGCCAACGUGUUCGCAUGGGAGACGGUGGAACGCAUGAACAUCAAGGCUAAGAUGUGGAAGGACCUCCUCGACGACCAGGCCUUCACCCGUGCCGACAUCAUCACUCUGCAAGAUCCCCAGAAUGCGGCCAGUCGCAAUCUCGAGCAGUUCAAGUACCUCAAAGACGGGCAAGGGGCGCAGCUUAGCAAGGCGCAAGAGGGGGAACGGGACACUACCACGCUCAACGCCGCUGCCUUGGGAAGCAUGGGAGACAAGAUGCUCAAGGCCAAGGGAGCCGUGGAGAGGGCAAGGAGAAUGCGGGAGGCGGGCGGGGAUGUAAACCGAAACUCCACAACCUUGGCCAAGUCGACAGCUCACCAGCCAUCCAACUCGUCUUCGAAAAGCGUGGUUGCCGUGCCUCAUUCGUCGACUCGGAACAAGAGCUUGCCAGCAAACGCCGCUGCAUAUACGACGGGCAAGGCCGCCGCCAGCUUUACAAGUACCGGUCUGACGCCAGAGACGAGCGGCGAACGGGCUCUAUUGACGGAGGAGGAUUUCAUGCUGAAACCAAAACGAGUCAAAACCAAGGGCUAUGCCCGAAUGGAGACGAAUCUUGGCGAUCUGACCAUUGAGCUGCACACAGACACGGCGCCCAAGGCUGUCUGGAACUUUGUACGACUGGCACGGAAAGGUUACUACAAAGGCGUUGCCUUUCAUCGAAACAUAGCCAAUUUCAUGAUUCAAGGAGGAGAUCCUUCUGGAACAGGCAAAGGCGGUUCAAGCAUAUGGGGCAAAUACUUUGAUGAUGAGAUUGAUGGACCGUUGACUCACAACAGCAGAGGCAUACUUUCAAUGGCCAACAAGGGCAAGAACACAAACUCGAGCCAAUUCUUCUUCACCUACAAAGCUACUCCUCACCUGGACCGGAAACACACCAUAUUCGGGCUCGUUGUCGACGGUAAAGAGGUCCUGACGAAAAUGGAGGCAGUCCAGACGGAUGAAAGCAACAGACCCGUCGCCAGCAUCUUCAUCAAGGACAUUGUCGUAUUUGUCGAUCCGUUUGAGGUAUUCCAGAGGGAAAAGAAGGAGCAAGAGCGAAAGGACAAGGAAAAUGAAGAAGCUCGACGCAAAGGGGGCACCGAUGAUGACAGAAUCACUUGGACCGGCAAGAGGAUCCGUGGAGAUUCGGCAGUCGGGUCAGCCGAAGGAAAGGAAAGCGUGGGGAAAUACCUGAUGGGAACCGCGCCAGUUGGGGCUACGGACGAAGUCUUGGAGGAAGCUCGGGAUGAACCCGCGGGCAAGAAGCUGAAGGGAACCGGAGGUUUCGGAAAUUUUGAUAGUUGGUAA